This is a messenger RNA of Bacillus rossius redtenbacheri, 2968 nucleotides long. It is a transcript of the gene Der-1, whose product is annotated as derlin-1. Gene Ontology annotation, cellular component: Hrd1p ubiquitin ligase ERAD-L complex; endoplasmic reticulum membrane. NCBI's taxonomy places the organism in Eukaryota, Metazoa, Arthropoda, Insecta, Phasmatodea, Bacillidae. The record is from RefSeq and is a predicted model, not a curated record. Gene Ontology annotation, molecular function: misfolded protein binding; ubiquitin-specific protease binding. Bases 376 to 1131 code for a protein of 251 amino acids. The transcript is spliced from 7 exons. Gene Ontology annotation, biological process: endoplasmic reticulum unfolded protein response.
CAACAUUGUUUCUAUGGAAUGAUUGACACAAUUGGAACUAAAAUAAAUGAAUAAUUUCAUUAAAAUUUGCUGUGAACAGUGAAAUUAAUAUCUAAGAUUUAUUAUUUCACAUAACAAUAUUUUUUUUUAAGGCGUAUUCAUUUAUGGGAUUAAUAUUACAAGAACUCAGUUGGUAACUAGUGACGUGUUUAAUUCAGAAUGGUUGGAUGCUCAUGGUAAUGUUGAUUUUAUAAAGCAUGUUUAGUUGUUCAUUAACCUUAAAUGAUGCCAGAAAUGAAUCAAGAUAGUAUUUUUGUUUGAGUAGUAGUAAUCAAAGCUCUAAUAGCUCACUCAAUUCAAAGCAGUUGAUGUGUUUAACGAAUUAGCGAGUGAAACAUGUCGGACAUCGGAGAGUGGUUCAAGAGCGUGCCGCUGUUCACGCGCUACUGGUUCGCGCUCAGCAUCGGCUUCUCGCUGGUAGCGCGACUGGGCAUCGUCAACCCUUAUUAUUUGUAUUUGGUGCCAGACUUGUUCAUUCAGAAGUUCCAGAUAUGGAGGCCCGUCACUGCUGUGUUCUACUACCCCAUGUCGCCUCCGGGGGUCGGCUUCCACUUCCUCAGCAACCUGUACUUCCUCUACCACUACUCCCGCAACUUGGAGACAGGGCUGUUCGAUGGGCGGCCGGCUGACUACUGCUUCAUGCUGGUGUUCUGCUGGCUGUGCAGUCUCGUGGUGUCCAUGCUGGCGGACCUACUGUUGCUGAUGGACCAGAUGGUGAUGUGCGUGCUGUACGUGUGGUGCCAACUCAACAAGGACGUGAUCGUCUCCUUCUGGUUCGGCACGCAGUUCAAGGCCGUCUACCUGCCCUGGGUGCUGGUCGGCGUGUACUUCAUCAUGGGACGCGGAGGUCUUCAGGAGCUGAUCGGUAUUCUGGUCGGCCAUCUGUAUUUCUUUCUGAUGUUCAAGUACCCUCAGGAGAUGGGCGGCCCAUCUCUGCUAUCAACACCAUCCAUAUUGUACAAAUACUUCCCCAGCACGAGAAGUGGCAUCCACGGGUUCGGGCAGGCCCCGACUCCCAGGCGACCCCUGGGGGACGACGCAGCGGGCGGGGGAGGGCGCCACAACUGGGGGCGUGGCUACACGCUGCGAUAGUGCGUCUGCCCAGCACUCAUUGUGUCAUUGUUCAUCCUGUCAAUGAUAAACUUCCUUUGUUACUUUUUAAUCAUUUUCUGCCUUAACAUUAAUUUACUUCACAAAACUUCCUGUUUGCUUGAUUUGAUUGGUUGACAUCCAGUACGUGCGCAACUGUAACAAAUAUGUGUGUGUAGCCUUGAGUACGUUAAAACUAAGGUGUGAAAGCAAAAAAAAAAUUAUAUAUUUAAUUAUUUUUAAUGAUUGGAACUGUGGAGUUUAUCUUUGUUUUCUCUUAAAUGUACUUCCUUUUAAUACAAAUGUGUCACAACCUUAAAUAAACGUUAUAAAUUCUGUCCUCAAAGCAUUGAGCCAUGUGGUGGAAAAUCUGCUUUCGUUUUAAUGAUAUUGCUCUGUAAUCUCAGGUGGAUCGGUGUUGGUCCCUGCUGCAGCAAAGUGAUAGACGGAAAUGAAACCUGCCUGUUGUCAUUACCACAGAGCUGCCAACCAUUACGGAUUUUCCGUAAUUAUUACGGAUUUUAACCCCGAAUUACGGAAUUACGGAACAUCGCUGGUUUAUUACGGAAACGAGGCUUUGUGCUGCGAGGUAACGGAGAAAAUUCCGUUUCUGCUGUGCUUGUUUCGUGAACGCAGUUUGAAUACAUCGCUUGGUUGCACAAAUAACGGAACUAGUAAGUGUGCGCAUGUACGAUGUACUGUCGAAAUAAGUAAAUUAAUUCUCGUGUUUUCAAAUAAUAAUGGGAUGGUAUUACGUCCGUUGUACGAUACAACUAGUACAUAUUCUCAGACUUAUCGUUUGAAGGCUACUUAAAUCACGAUAAUUUUUGUACGGUACUUUGGCUAACCUGUGUUGUUAAUUUAUUUCUUGAAAGCCAUUUUUUUUUUCAUCAUAGUGUUUUUGUCGUGUCUACAGACGUGAAAUUUUUUUAUGUUUUUCGAUAGUGUUGUGUUCUUCAGUGCCGGUUUUAGAAAUGAAGCGUGUGACAGAAUAAUGUGUAUCUGGAAAAAAAAAACACGCAAGUCUUCAGAGCUUUCGACUUAAAUAUUCAAAAGAAUGGCCAUGCUUGUCGUUUUCAAAUGUUUGGAACGCCACGGUUUUGUAAUGUAUGCACGUGUGACUUUUCGAUUGCACAUGGUGGAAGGGAUGACUGUAGACGGCAUAUUGAAUCAUAGAAACAUGCAGAACAUUUUAAAGCCGUGACGAGCAAUAAAUCUACUAUAUCUUCGUUUUUUCGCUACAUCUGAAGAAACGAAAGUAACGAACGCAGUUAUUGUUUACAAGACCUUGUGUUUGUCUUGUUUGUUUACAUGACAUUUCUUAUCCAACCAGGAUAAAAAAAGCAAAUAAAAAGACAGUUGCUUUAAAGUUUAACUUUGAAUUGAAGAUUCAAAAUAUCCAGUAAAAUUAUUAAUAUUUCUUACAUAUUCAGAUGAUUGUAUUGUUCAAAUAGAUUUUUUUUAUUCAUUAAUUUGCAUUGUAUUCAUAUUUUUCUUUUUCUUUUGCAUAUUAUUGUCCUUGUUUUAUCUUGAGUGUGUGUUAUAAUGCCCCAGGAAAAAUUUAUCGUGCAUGAUUUACGCGUACUUUUUUCAUAUACCUAAUUGCCAUUACUGAUGGGUGUGAUUUGAGGUUGGCAGCUCUGUUACCAUAUUUACAUCCAUGUUUAGGUCACACGAAUCAUGCCAAUUUUUAAUUUAAAAAAAAAAAAUGGAAUAUGUGUUCCUUAUGCAAGUUUUCCACUUGGAGUUAAAAAAUAUUUUAACUUUGCACUUUUGUGAUUGAAUAUGUUGGUAAAUAACUGGUCUGCGUUGCUUAUUAAUAAAUAAUACUUCACAGUUA